AUGGCAUCAGACCCAACAUCGAGCAUCCCCGAAUGGGAGGUUGGGACCACAAAUUUCAAGGUGCGGGCCGGCGUGAUGUUCGGAUGCUACAUAUUGUACACACUCUAUGUGGUGGUCACCACGGUCAUGUUUUACAGGCUAUCUCGUGACCCCAACAGCGAGCUGUCGAAGCGGUCUGUGAAGCUCGUUUUCAUCCAGAUCAUCGGAUGCUUUAUUGUCGGCUCACUUGGGGCCAUAGGCACUGCUCUCAAUACAUGGGCGUGUUUCCCAAAGCUCUGGAUGUUCAACAUUGGCUUUGUUGUCCUCAUAUCAUCGCUUACUGCCCGCGGAGUCCAGCUCAUUGUCGCAUCUAAUAUCCACAGCCUCAGCGGUCAGCUACAGCAGAAGGACAAAGCUAUCUCUAAGGCCAUGGCCCUUACAAUAGGCGAGCAACUAGCGUGGCCGCCGAGUUUCAAUUCAAGAAAGGCUGGCCAAGACGGCUACGCUCAAAGAGUGUCUGAAUUCUCAUGCGAUGCAGAUGGCCAGACACUGGUAGACAUGUUACAGAAACGACUGCAGCGGUACCGUCGACUGGGCCGCUUUGUUACUGAUCGUGCGAUGAUGUGCUAUAUCGGGAUCAUGACCUUGAUCCUCAACAAGGAGUACUCGAUUAGUCCAGUCAGCACCCAGUGCUCGUUCAUUUGGGGCUUGCUGCCCGUGUUUGGCAUAGUCGCUGUGUUUGUGCUUGUUAUCAGCCCGGUGCUGUUGAUCAAGAUCUGGAGGUUCAAGGAUGCCUUUGGUAUCCGCAACGACCUGAUCAUCUGCGUCGUUGCUGGAUUCAUCUGUAUCGUCUUUUCACUUAUAUGGGAACUAGAAAUGCCCACUGUCCGCAAGAUAUGGUCUGGUCUGUUCUUCAUGUGGGCCGCCACUAUCCUUGUCCACACGUCCUCAGUUGCCAUCCCGCUAUACCGGGCGAUGCGCCACUCAAAGAUCCUCGAGCUCGAAAUGAUUCAUGGCGACAGCUUGGGUACAUCAACAAUGUUUUUCUUGGGUGCCAAGCUUACUACGGACUCCAAGGUUCCUAGGAAGACGCGCCAAGCUGAAUUUAAACAGAUUCUCGACGAUCCAAGCGCAUACAGCAGGUUCCGCGAGUUCGCAGCCACCUGCUUCAGCUCCGAGCUAACGGGCUUUAUUGACGAAUAUCGGCUGCUCAAAGACGCAACUAUAGCUGCGCUGGGUUCACAAGAUGAGCUGUCGUCUGGGAUAAAUAGCAGCAUCAGAACAUUGACGCCGGCGUACAUGGACAGUGAGACAUUUGCUUCUGCUGAGCAUUUGCCGGAGCUACCCCACUUAUCGCGCGAAACUGACGGAAAAUGCAAUGCCAUUGGCAGGGUGCCGCUCGAUCCCACAGCCAGCCCCAUGGUGAGCAUACUGGAGGCAGUCCAGGUAUAUUACCCUAACCUUGAUAUCGAUGAGUCCACAGUAUUCCCAUCGGCAGCAAUGGAUAUGCUCGUGUCAAUCUUUUCAGUAUACCUCAACCCACGCUCGCCGAUGGGGCUCAAUGUUUCUCAGGUCGUGAUGAGCCGAGUCCAGGAACAUCUUUAUCAAGACAUCAUUCCGUUGACCAUCCUGGAUGAAAUCAAGGAGGAAGUCAUGCACAUGCUAUACGCCGACAUAUAUACGCGCUAUUGUCGUUUGUAAAGGACAGC
Messenger RNA from Linderina pennispora, 1688 nucleotides. RefSeq lists its product as uncharacterized. The record is from RefSeq and is a predicted model, not a curated record. NCBI's taxonomy places the organism in Eukaryota, Fungi, Kickxellomycota, Kickxellomycetes, Kickxellales, Kickxellaceae. The coding region runs from base 1 to 1680 and encodes 559 amino acids. The transcript is spliced from 2 exons.